Molecule: messenger RNA, 3303 nt
Organism: Spodoptera littoralis (African cotton leafworm)
Lineage: Eukaryota; Metazoa; Arthropoda; Insecta; Lepidoptera; Noctuidae
Source: the annotation of a GenBank genome assembly
AUGAGUGAGAGGAAUUAUAAUAGCUUGCCACGUGUCAAAAGAAGGGAGACAUGGCGGAAAAGGGGGCUGGACACAUGGUUCGGGCGGCCGAAGAAGGGCGGGAGCCAGAUCGACCGGGGCUACGACACCGUCCCCCGGGGCGCGGAGCCGAGGGCCGAGGACGAUGAACCGUCCGCCACCGCCGAGUACACCAGCAAGAUAGACGCGUUGGAUGAUGCACAGCUACAUAGGCGGUUCGAGGAGAUGCUGGCGGACAUGAAUCUCAAUGAAGAAAAGAAGGAACCUUUGAGAAAAUACCCUCGAGAUCAGAAGAAGAAGAUGUUAGUCGCUUAUAAGUUCGUCAACACACAGGAAGGUCGGUCGAAGUUUGAGAAACCGUCAGAUUAUGUCACGUACCUUAAUCAACCGGAGUUGUCUGUGGGUAAACUACACGGAUGUUUGGAGAACCUUAGGAUAUCAUUGACAAAUAACCCGCUGUCGUGGAUCGAGGAGUUUGGGACGAAAGGCAUUGAAAGCUUGCUGACGACCUUGAACCAGUGCUAUACGAAUGACUCCCGAUACGACCGGGUCCAGUAUGAAUGCAUCAGAUGUCUAUCAGCGAUCCUCAAUAAUACAGUCGGUAUACGGACCAUGUUCGAGUGCCGGGAGGCGUUACCAGUACUCGCCAGGAGUUUGGACGCCAGGAAACCACACUGCGCUCUUGAAGCCGCAAAGGUGCUAGCUGCCAUAUGUUUGAUCCCUAAUGGACACGAGAAGGUUCUGGAAGCAAUCACGAUGGCUGGCGAGUCGAGUCGGAAACCUCGGUUGCUGCCCAUCAUCGAGGGUCUGGAGACCAAGACUCCUGAGAGCUUGAAGACGGGCUGCAUGCAACUUAUGAACGCGAUAAUCACGGAACCUGAAGAGUUGGAGUUUCGAUUACAUCUCCGCAGUGAAUUCAUGAGGACUGGACUCUAUGACUGGAUCGACGAACUUCGGUCUGGAGCGGAGGGCGCGCGUCAGAUUCAAAUGAAUGUAUUCGACACGCACGCCGCCGCCGACCAGGACGAGUUCCUUGCCAAGUUCGACGAUGUCCGAGUGGAUUUCAACGACGUGAACGAGUGUUUCGAGUUAGUGAAGAACUUGGUGAUGGACACUCCCGCCGAGCCGUACUUACUCUCAAUAUUACAACAUCUGCUAUAUAUCAGGGAUGAUGAGCUUAUCAGGCCAGCAUACUACAAGUUGGUAGAAGAAUGUAUAACCCAGAUAGUUCUCCACAAGAACGGCUACGACCCGGACUUUAGGGCGACGCAGCGAUUCAAUAUAGACGUUCAACCACUCAUUGAUGGACUUAUUGAAAAAUCCCGAGCCGAAGAAGAGAGGCGAGUAGAAGAAUUAAAAUCUAAAUUAGAAGCUGCCAUAGCGGCUCGACAAGAAGCUGAGGCACGCGCCGCCCAUCUAGAGGAGAGACUCAAGGCCGCACCCAACACAGGACCCGCGGGGGUCACGCAUAAUAACAUCGCUGCCAUCGCCAAAGUAAUAUCGAGUCCCGGCGGACCUCCACCGCCGCCGCCGCCGCCGAUGCCCGGAGGACCCUGUGCACCGCCGCCGCCGCCUAUGCCGAUGUCAGUCAACUCUGGCGCUCCUCCACCGCCCCCUAUGCCUUCAGCAGGAGGAGGUCCACCCCCACCGCCACCGCCCCCGAUGCCUGGCGGGCCGCGUGGACCCCCACCGCCCCCGAUGCCGGGUAUGGGGGGCCCGCCACCCCCUCCGCCCAUGAUGGGAGGACCCCGACCACCACCACCGCCUGGAGGAUUUAUGCCUAGAAUGCCGGUACCAGACGUGUUACCGCACGGCCUGAAACCUAAGAAGAAGUGGGAAGUCGAGGGACCACUGAAACGUGCCAACUGGAAGACUAUAGUGCCGCAGAAGAUGUCCGAGAAGGCAUUCUGGGUCAAGGUACAAGAAGAUAAGCUAGCGUCUCCCGACAUAUUGACUGGGUUGGCGCUCAAGUUCUCGAGUAAACCUGUCGCUAAGAAGAGCGAAGAUGCGGUUGAUAAGGUCCACACGCUGAAGAAAGUCAAAGAUCUGAAGGUGCUAGACAGCAAAGCGGCUCAGAACCUAUCGAUUUUACUAGGCGGUUCAUUAAAACAUAUGUCCUAUGAACAUAUUCGAACCUGCAUACUACGGUGUGAUACGACUGUGCUCACCGCUAACGUACUGGAUUUGUUAAUACAGUACCUACCACCAGCGGACCAAUUGAAGAAGCUAGCUGAGUUGAAGGUUAACAGUGAGGAGUUGACUGAAGCUGAACAGUUCGCCGCGACGGUGGCUGAUAUUAAGCGACUGGUACCAAGACUUAGGAGUCUAGCCUUUAGGGAGCAUUAUGCUGAAAUCAUAUCCGAAGUUAAGCCGGACAUAGUAUCAGGCACAGCCGCCUGUGAAGAGGUGAAAUCCUCAGAGAAGUUCGCCAAAAUACUUGAGCUCCUGCUUCUAUUAGGGAACUAUAUGAACUCGGGCUCUAAUAAUGCUGGUGCAUACGGAUUUGAAAUUAGCUUCUUGACUAAGUUAACAGCAACAAAAGAUUUAGAAAACAAACAAACAUUACUACAUUACUUAGUAGAGACCAUAGAGAAUAAGUUCCCGGAAGUACUUACGUUCGCAGAGGAAAUGCCACACAUAGACAGGGCGGCCCGAGUAUCAAUGGAGAAUCUCCAGAAAGCUCUGAAGAAGAUGGAGAAUGACAUCAAAGCGUUGGAGAUGGAUCUCAACAACUCCAGGGUACCACAGUGUCCAGACGACCUCUUCAACGAGUCCAUGAGCUCGUUCGCAACGGAAUCUCGCGAACAGUGCGACCUCCUGCACUCGAUGUUCAAGAAGAUGGAAGCGUUGUACACCGAGCUCGCGGAGUAUUACGUGUUCGACUCCCAGAAAUACACGCUCGAGGAGUUCUUCUCCGAUAUCAAGACUUUCAAGGAUUCCUUUGUUGCGGCACACACGGAAGUAGCGGCAGCGCGCGAGGCGGCCGCCAGGGCCGCGCGGGCACGCAGCGCGCGCGCCGCCGCCGAGCGGGAGCGGAGGGACCGCACGCACAGAUACCAACAACUGCUCGACAUACACCACGCGCAGGACGGCGUCAUGGACAGUUUGAUGGAAGCUCUACAAAGCGGGUCAGCGUUUAGCAGAGAACGGCCGAGAAAGAAAGCUAACCCACGGGUAGCGGGAGCUGAAAGAAGAGCACAGUUAAGUAGGUCGCGAUCGCGGUCAGGUUUAACGGGGGCGAUGACCACGAGAGAAUUAACUAAUGAAUUGCUGAGCAACGCGUGA